Messenger RNA from Macrobrachium nipponense, 5438 nucleotides. It is a transcript of the gene sra, whose product is annotated as calcipressin-2-like. Gene Ontology annotation, molecular function: calcium-dependent protein serine/threonine phosphatase regulator activity; nucleic acid binding. NCBI's taxonomy places the organism in Eukaryota, Metazoa, Arthropoda, Malacostraca, Decapoda, Palaemonidae. Gene Ontology annotation, cellular component: cytoplasm; nucleus. The record is from RefSeq and is a predicted model, not a curated record. Gene Ontology annotation, biological process: calcium-mediated signaling.
CAGGGGAAAGUCAUGAACUUCAUCCACCUAUGGAGGACAAGCCAGGGAUAAUUGUUCAUGUUUGUGAGGAAGUAGAAGAACCCGAAAACGGGCCCAGACCUCGAAUCAUUCAGACUCGUCGACCUCAGUCCUCGUCUUAGUGCCAUUUUCGUGCAAUAGCAUUUUGACAAGUGAGGUUUUGAAAAAGUUUGAGCUUUAUUAUAAUUCAAAGAGGAUUUUGCAGUUAGUUUGAUUUUCUUGUCUAUACAACUGACAAACCACUUAUUUUUACAGUACUUGCAUGUCUUGGAGACAUUUAGGUACCAUAGAGAUACACUAAGAAAUCGUAAUUGUAGGAGAAAGUUAUUUUCAAUUUUGAAGAUACUUAUGAGUUCCAGAUUUUAUUAUAUUUGCUCAUUUCAUGUUUAUGUUAAAUAUGGACUUUUUUAUGACAUAUUUUGUAUUCAGUAUUCUUACAUAUAGUUUAUUACUAAUAUAUACAGUUUCUUUGUUCUAUACAGUACCAAAGGUUAUAGAAUAUUGUUCCAUAUAUUCAAUAUGAGUGCAUUACAUAUAUUAACCCUUAUUUCUUUAUUAUGCAACUAUUUUAUAUCAGUUACUUGUAUUUUAUUCAUAAAGUCAUAUAACAAGGCAUUCAUAUCUAUUAUUGCAAAUUGGUGCACUACUAAUUCAUGUUUGCUUGGCAUAUAUUUCUAAUACUGUACCUAAGGUAGAUUAAUUAUUCCUUUGUUGGCUAUAUUUAAUUAUGUAAGACCUUAACAUUUUGGGGGGCAAUGAUCUGAAAUUUGGUUUAAAAAAUGCAUGAUCAGGAGGAGUAAAGUUGCUCUUCCAGUAAUACUCUUCAUCUGUGUAUCAUUCAUCUUCCAUUUACAAGAUGAUAAAUUCAGAUACUGAUCAGUUCAUAAGAUUUUUUUUACGUUAGAUAUUGCUUUAAGCGCAAUCUCCCAAUUCUGUGAUUUGUAUGGUAUACUCAUUUUGUGACAUUGUAGAUGAUUGACAAAUGGUAUUCUGAUAGAAACAUUCUAUGUGCUUGAUGGGAAUUAGUCUCAAGAGAUGAAGUGAUUCUGACUUCUUCACUUUGUCAUGAGGAUAAUAGUACUUAUAGAAACAGGCAAUCUGUGACUGUGUAUAUGAGCUUGGACCUCUUAAUGGUUAUGUAAAAUUCUGCCAUAAUCCAUUUGAUUGCAUAUAUCUGCCUAAUUGCAAAAUAAGGAGGGCUUAUGCUAGUUUAGUGUAUUUUUAUGCAGAAAGUGCUUUAUCAUGAAAAUCAUCUUUUCUGUAGUGAAGGAAUUUAUAUGUUUAUUGAGCUUGAAAGAAAUGUGUAUGAGCGAGGAUGACAUUUGUUACAAAGUACAUGAUGAUUUGUACCCCUUUCUAUCUGAAGGAUUUAAUCUUGGCCUUGAACUUGGAUCUCAAGUAGGAGCACUCUAUGUGAUACACCUUUGUAAAAUAGAAUGAUAGUUCUAUUUAGAAUGACACUAUAAACAGAUAAAAAAUAUUAAAUUUGAUAUGAAUUUUCAUAUAGCACUUGCAUUCACACAUCUUUUAGUGUGAAUAAGACUUUACUGUAGCUACUAUGAAACUGCCUUCCUGAAUGAUAAGUGAUAUACAGUGAACUUUUUGUGAUUUCCAUUUAUUUUUUGUCUUUUGCCUUUCUUAUCUUUGUGUCAUUUCAGAUGUUUCGGCAUCUGUCAACUUCAUGCAAAUAUUUUUGUGUAUAAAUGAAUAAGAAUGUGACAGAUCUCAGAUUGGUAUACCAAGUAGGUAUUUCAUAAUUGCUGAAAGCAUAAUCGUAUUGCAGUUGGCAAGAGUAUGUAGUUGAUCUUGGUUGACUGUGAUUUUGAGUGCUGUUAUAAGAAAAAAUCCAUUACUGCAAUAUACAGUAAUACCUUAAUCUUAUGUAAGGUUAGGUUACAGACCCCCUUGUGCAAGUUGAAUUUUCACGUAAGUUUGGCACUGUCUCUAAAAAUGCUAAUAAAUACUUAUUUUUCAAGUUAGAACACUAAAUAUGAAACUAAUCAUGCUUCCCAAGUAUUAAACUAACUUUUAAAUGAAAUUAAAAUUACUAAAAAUUCAUUUAAAAGUUAUUUUAAUACAUUACCCUUAAAAAAAGAAAUAUAUAGUUGGUAAAGAUAUAGGAGUGUGUGAAGUUUACUUGUAUGUACUAUUUCUCUCCUCUUUCCCCCUUCCGACCGAUCUAUUUUUAGAAAUCUUCUCGACCCCCAUUAAUGACAUAUUUGACAGCUCUGGCUUUGAGCUUCUCUUCAAAGAUGAAGGAAAGAUAUUUUCAUAUGCAUUUUGUAAUAACAGUUAUAUUAUUAUUAUUUUUUUAUCACUGUCAUCCUAUUUGACUGGGUGGUUUUUAUAGCAUGGGGUUCCAGGUUGCAGCCUGCCUCUUUAGGAAUCCAUCACUCUUCUUACUAUGUGCAGUUUCCAGGAGCCCAUUCUUCUGCAUGAGUCCUGGGACUACUUCAGCAUCUAAUUUUUCCUGGUUCCUUUUCAGGGAUCUUGGGAUCAUGCCUAUUGUCCCUGUGAUUAUAGGUACAAUUUCCACUGGCAUAUCCCAUUUCCUUUUUAUUUCUGUUUUCAAGUCUUGAUGCUUAUACAUUUUUUCUCUUUCUUUUUCGUCUAUUCUGGUAUCCAAUGGUAUUGCGACAUCAAUGAGUGAUACUUUCUUCUUCGUUUUGUCGAUCAGAGUCACGUCUGGUCUAUUCGCACGUAGCACCCUAUUUGUUCUGAUACCAUAGUCCCAGAAGAUCCUUGCCUGAUCGUUUUCUAUUACUCCCUCAGAUUGGUGCUCGUACCACUUUUUACUGCAAGGUAGCUGGUGUUUCUUACACAGGGUCAAGUGGAGGGCUGUUGCUACUGAAUCAUGCCUCUGUUUGUACUAGUUCUGUGCAAGUGCCAGACAUUCACUUGCUGUUUGGUUUAUGGUCUCGUUUUUUCACAUUGGACUCCCUGCAUAUGAAUGAGAUGUUAUUUCCAUCUAUCAUUUUUUUUAAUAUAUGUGGUUCUUAGGGCCUGAUCUUUUGCUGCUGUUAGCAUUCCUUCUGUUUCCUUCUUUAGUUCUCCCCUCUGUAACCAUUGCCAAGUUCAUCACUGACCAGUUUUUUAUAGUCUCAUGUGCUGUCUGUGCAUUGGUUUGUUGGGCCAUUAUUCUGUUUGUCUGUCAUUCUCCUGUCUCCUUAUAUUUCUGGGUCUUUGUCUGCUUUUAUCAAUCCUUCCCUUGUACUCCUGAGCUACUCAUUUUCUCUGGAUUUCAGAUAUUGCCCCAGUGCUCUGCUCUUUAUGUUGACGCAGUCCUCUAUGCUUAGUAGUCGUCUCCCUCCUUCCUUUUGUGUUAUGUAUAGUCUCCGUAUUUGCUCUUGGGUUUAGUGCUUUGUGUAUUGUCAUGUGUUUCUUAGUUUUCUGGUCAAUGCUGCAGAGUUCAGCCAUCAUCCUCUCCACUACUCCUGCACUGUAUCUGAUUACUGGCACUGCCCAUUUGUUUAUGGAUUUCAUCAUGCAUAUUUCUGGCAUUGAGUUCUGACUUGAGUAUCGCCUUAAGUCUCUGCAUAUAUUCUUUCCUGAUCGUGUCCUUCAUCUCUUGGUGUUUUAUAUCCCCUCCUUCGAUUAUGCCCAGGUAUUUGAUGUGUUUGAUGUUGCUCCCAUCUGGUAGUUUUAUCCCUUCAGUCCUUGUCACUUUGCCUUUUUGUAUGUUGACUAAGGCACAUUUUUCUAUUCCAAACUCCAUCCUGAUGUCCCCGGAUACAAUCCUUACAGUCUGGAUUAGGGUAUCUAUUUCCUUGAUGCUCUUACCAUACAAAUUGAUGUCGUCCAUGAACAUCAGAUGGUUAAUUCUGUUGCCUCCCUUCAUGAGCUGGUAUCUAGCAUCCAUCUUCUUCAGUACUACUUUUGUCAUUGGGAAUCAUGGCUACUACGAAGAGUAGUGGGGACAAUUGAGUCUCCCUGGAAGAUCCCUCUCCUAAUGUUAACCUCUGCUAGUCUUAUUCCAGAGCUUGUAAUUAUUGUAUUCCAGUUGCACAUUGUAUGUUUUAGGAAGUUGAUGGUGUUUUCCUCUCCCCAUAUAUUUUCAGGCAUUCUAUUUGCCGUGUGUGUAGUAUCGUCAACGGCUUUCUUGUAGUCAAUCCAUGCCAUGCUUAGGUUGGUUUUCCUUCUCUUACUGAUCUUUAUUACCAUUUUUUCUAUCAGGAGCUGGUCUUUUGUACCCCUACACUUUCUUCUUCAGCCUGUUGGUGGGGAUAGUUUUUGUAUCCUUUAGGUAGUUGUAUAGCCUUUUACUGAUGGUGCCUGUUAAUAACUUCCACAUUAUUGGUAGGCAGGUGAUAGGCCUGUAGUUACUUGCUAUAUUUCCCUUGGUCUUGUCUUUCUGUACUAAGGAUGUUCUCCCUGUGGUCAUCUGUUUGGGCGCACUGUGAUUUGCGAGACAGUGCUGGAGUUGUUCUGCUAUUCGUGGAUGUAGGGCAUUAAGUUUUUGAAACAGUAUCCAUGGACUUCAUUGGGACCUGGGACCUUCCAGUUUGGAAUUUUCUUUAGUUGGUGUCUGAUUAUUAUUAUUAUUAUUAUUAUAUUAUUAUUAUUAUUAUUAUUAUUAUUAUUAUUACUAUUAUUAUUCUUACUUAAAAGUGAAAUGGAAAGGUUAUUUUAUUAAUUUAAAUUACAAUCGCGUAUGAAUUUUGUAUUUACAGUUACAUUAGUAUUAUUAUUAUUUGAAAAUAUUAAUUGACAUAAAUGUACCAUAAAAAUUCUCUCAACGUGCAUAUGAUAAUUAGGUUCCAAUGAAAAGUUCGCACUACUGUGAAUUUGUGCAGCUUGAGUCGUGUAAGAUUGAGGUAUUACUGUAAUACUGGAUUCAACCUUGUGGCCAACUGUGGAACUAAGUAGCUGUGCAUGAUUGUUAAACACCAUGUAAGUACAGUUCAGGAAGUUCAUCUGUUUUACAUGCUAAUUAAAGAAUUAUGAUAGUGUUUAAUUUGACUAACAUUUUAAAAUGUACUGGAGGAAUAUUUUACAAACAAGGAAUUUGAAUAAGAUUGUGGAUAAACUGUGAGACUACAGUGCAUAGCUGCACAGCUUUUCAUGCCUCUUAACUCAUGUAAUGUGUAGAAACCCUAAAAAUGUAGAUAACUUAUCAUUUAUUCAUGAAAAUGAUAAAUGAUAGCAAAAGUGGUAUAGAAGUGUUUGUAUAUGUAGCUCUGUGGUGUAAACUGGUCUAACAAUCAUGCGCUGUUAUACCAAGUGUAUAUUAGUUUUAAGUUUUAAAAGACCUGGAUGUCAUAAAUUUGUCCAGUGUUGAAUUAUACAGAAUAUUAUUUAUUUAUGAGUUGUAUAUUUGUCAGGUGGUAUAUGUUAUGCAAUUAUAAUUUAUUGUUUUGGGUUGUAAUCAGGUUAAGUGAUUUGUAAAUGUAUACUGUAAUAUAAUAAAGUAUUUUCUGUGA